AUGGAGGAAACCAUCGUUAAGAAUGUUCUUGUCGAACUUGAGAACUGGCCUGAUGAGUUGGAUCCAGAUGUCCAAGAAUUGCGAGCCAUACUAUACGAUCCACAUUUUCGGGCGCUGCUGCAGACACAGGACGUGGUGGCGCACGAGGUGUACGGCGAGGAGGCGGUCCGGGCCACUCCUCCGCCGGCCGGACCGUACCUGAACGGAGGGCCGGAGCCCGAACUCAUCACCGGAGGGAGCGACGACCCGGACAUGGAGAACGUCACCCGCGUCCGGCUCGUCCAGUUCCAGAAGAACACCGACGAGCCCAUGGGUAUCACGCUUAAAGUAGAUGAAGAAGGCCGAUGUAUAGUAGCAAGAAUAAUGCACGGGGGAAUGAUACACAGACAAGCAACUCUUCACGUGGGGGAUGAAAUUCGAGAAAUCAAUGGCGUGAGCGUUGCGAACCAAUCCGUAGAAAGUCUGCAGCGAAUGCUGAGAGAUGCUCGUGGCAGUGUCACUUUCAAGAUUGUGCCUAGUUUUCGCAGUGCUCCUCCUCCUUGUGAGAUAUACGUUCGAGCUCAGUUUGACUACAACCCAAAUGAAGAUGAGCUCAUCCCUUGUGCACAAGCUGGAAUCGAAUUUCGCACUGGGGACAUUCUUCAGAUAAUUAGUAAAGACGACCAUAAUUGGUGGCAGGCUAGAAAAGAAGGAUCUGAUGGAACUGCUGGCCUUAUACCCUCGCCUGAACUUCAAGAAUGGAGAACUGCUUGCUUAGCGAUUGAGAGCUCUAAAAACGAUCAAGUAAAUUGCUCAAUAUUUUCUCGAAAGAAGAAGCACUUUCGAGACAAAUACCUGGCGAAGCACAAUGCUGUAUUUGAUCAACUGGAUGUAGUUACUUAUGAAGAAGUUGUUAAGCUUCCAGCAUUUAGGAGAAAAACUUUAGUUCUGCUUGGAGCUCAUGGUGUUGGUAGGAGGCACAUAAAAAAUACGCUGAUCAGCCAUCAUUCUGAUAAAUAUGCUUAUCCCAUACCUCACACUACAAGGCCAAUGAGAAAAGGAGAAGAAAACGGAAAAAAUUAUUUCUUUGUAUCGCAUGAUGAAAUGAUGGCUGAUAUUACAGCGAACGAAUAUCUUGAAUAUGGCACACAUGAGGAAGCAAUGUAUGGAACAAAACUCGAAACAAUUAGAAGGUUGCACGCUGACGGUAAAAUGGCAAUAUUAGAUGUUGAACCUCAAGCUUUGAAAAUUUUACGGACUGCUGAGUACACUCCAUACACUGUUUUCAUUGCAGCCCCUUCCCUAGGAAAUAUGCAAGAUAUUGAUGGAGCUCUAGAGAGGCUCUACAAAGAAAGUGAGCUUUUGCGCCAGGCUUAUGGCCAUUUCUUCGAUUUGACAAUUGUGAACAAUGACAUUGAAGAGACUAUUCGGACUCUAGAGAAAACUCUAGAGAAAGUGCACAAUACAACACAGUGGGUUCCUGUCACAUGGGUUUAUUGAAAUUAAUUAAAAGUCGACAUUAGAGUACAUUUUUACCAUAUUGCUGCCAAACACCACGGCUCAUCCUCCGGCCAAUUUUUACGCAUGGUCGCGAGAGCAAACCAUGCCAAUGUCUGCUAAAUAUUUUGAACUAACGUAAAAUAGAGCUCUAUGCUAAUGGAUAAUCACUAUAUUUCAUUAUUUGGUCGAGCUUACAUUGGUGGAAAAUGUGAUUAAGUGCUGUUCAUAAACCUUCGAGUGGAGAAACGACGAAGAAAUAUUACGUAUCAGUUGUCCUAUUUUUUAAAGUUAUGUGUGUCUAAAAAUAUGUAUUCACUUUGCAGUUUUAUUUUUAGAUAAGUUGUAUAUUUUUUUAACGUGCAUUUCAUUUUCACUUGGAAAGGCAGUAGUCGAAAUUUUGAGCAUUGAAAAAUAUUUUUCUAAAUAUCUGAAUUGUUUUGUAAAAUACAUACAAAAAAGUAUUUUAGCUCAUCACAUGCUUUCAAAAAAUUAAAUAUCUUUAUCAUAUUUUAAAAUAAACUUUUGAUUGGAUAACAGAUUUUAUUUUACAGAAAUAAUUCAUGUUUAGUCUAAAUUGUAUAACAGAAAUCCCUCUUAAUUUGAAUGUUUGAUUAUGUUGUAUGAUAAAACAAAACGAUUUUUACCAAAUAAUAUUUGAAAAAUAGAGAAUGUGAUACGGUUUUACAAAUCAGGUGGAAAUUUUUUAAAGAAAUGUAAAGAAAAGUCAUUAGAAGGCCAUUAUUACUGGAGUCAAAGAUUCUAGUCAUGCUGAAGCUUGUGUUGUAAGUGGAUACAAAAGAUUUUAUUUAUUUUUAUCUAAAUUCAAACACCAGCAACUGGUAUCAUGUGCAUGCCAGCAUAUCAUCUGUGCUAAAACCUUAUUGUUUAACUGAUUAUUCUACUUGCAAAACAAAUAAUACAACUUUUUUUUUUUUUUUUUUUUUGUAAAUUAACAUAAAAAGUAAAGUAUUUGUAUAUACUUCAUGACUUUGAUUCAACAAAGUUUGAGCUUUUCCAUCGGUUACUUUUAAACUAUCACAUGAUUAUGUUCGAAAUUACUAAAUUUGUGUUUUUUUUUCUUUUAUGUGCGAUUUUGUUACAAGUGCAAUGUUUUUCCUAUACAUGUUUUGUCUUGAAGUACAUACAUUCCAUGUUAGUUAAAUGUGUUAAUGAGUGUUAAACCAGUAAAUAAUGAACGUCAGCAAAAAAUGUUCUUUGAUUUAUGUUUUAGUAGUUCUGUUUUGUUUUCUUAGUAUUUGUAUUUGAGUUUUAAGGCCUUCUGUUCCGUAGCUUCCAUGUGUAUCAUUUUUCCCCCCAUCUUUGUCGUUUCAUGCUUAAUCUUUUGCGUUUUGCCAUUUUUGUUAAUUAUGUUGCAUAUUCUGUGUCAGAACAUUAAAAAGGCAUUUGUUUAUACACCAAGGAAAAUUUUCUUUUUUUU
Uloborus diversus is the source of this 2917-nucleotide messenger RNA. RefSeq names its product peripheral plasma membrane protein CASK-like. The coding region runs from base 1 to 1479 and encodes 492 amino acids. Lineage: Eukaryota; Metazoa; Arthropoda; Arachnida; Araneae; Uloboridae. Gene Ontology annotation, cellular component: cell-cell junction; plasma membrane. Gene Ontology annotation, molecular function: signaling receptor binding. The record is from RefSeq and is a predicted model, not a curated record. Gene Ontology annotation, biological process: regulation of neurotransmitter secretion. The transcript has 12 exons.